Messenger RNA from Aspergillus pseudotamarii, 1077 nucleotides. RefSeq names its product MYB DNA-binding domain protein. The transcript is spliced from 4 exons. NCBI's taxonomy places the organism in Eukaryota, Fungi, Ascomycota, Eurotiomycetes, Eurotiales, Aspergillaceae. The record is from RefSeq and is a predicted model, not a curated record. Gene Ontology annotation, cellular component: nucleus. Gene Ontology annotation, molecular function: DNA-binding transcription factor activity, RNA polymerase II-specific; RNA polymerase II cis-regulatory region sequence-specific DNA binding. Bases 1 to 1077 code for a protein of 358 amino acids. Gene Ontology annotation, biological process: regulation of DNA-templated transcription.
AUGAAGGACACCCACGACUCACAUAUAAGGUUCCUGUUUCGCCAGCACAUCCGCGAGUCAUCGUCAGAACCCAAACUGGGCUCGAACGUUCGGGAGAGUUUGACCGCCAGUGGUCUUCCAUUCAAGUAUAGUUCAGGACCCGAGGAGUGGAACCCUCGAACUUCUAAGAUACUCGAAAAGAACGAAAAAGCUUUCCCGUUGCGAAUCGCGCAUAUGAUUGCGUUACAAAACCAAGCUAUCUUGCCUCCCGCCAAAGUGGAUAUCUCAUUGCUGUUGAAGCCCCAAGAUGAGGAGGCCGCCGCACCGGUGACCACUACGUCCACCUUUCCACCAAAUCCAAUCCCUCCGGCUCCAAUGGCUCCGGCAAUUCCUGUUAUUGCCUCAGCAUCGGGCCCUUCUAUACCUCUCACCAAAGGCCCCUCAUCGCUUCCGGCUAAGCGUCUUCAACCGGCUCAUACAGCAGAAUCACCGGCGAAAAAACAGUCAAAGUGGUCUCCCGAAGAAGAUGCUUUGAUCAUUGAAUUACGUGGUAGUGGCAUGAAAUGGGAGGAUAUUAGCAAACGACUUCCUGGACGAAGUGCUAUUAGUUGCCGCCUCCACUAUCAGAACUAUUUAGAGCGCCGAAGUGAGUGGGACGAAGACAAGAAGAAUAAACUCGCAAGAUUGUAUGAAAGAUUCAAAGCAGAGAUGUGGUCUAAGGUAGCGGAAGAGAUGGCAAUCCCAUGGCGAGCUGCAGAAGCCAUGCAUUGGCAGCUAGGAGAGCAAGAAAUGGCGCGUCGAGCCGGCGUAGUGCCCUUUUCGUUAUCGAGUUCAGCCAUAGACCCACCAACACCUAGGACAAGAAGAACCAGCACGUCUUUAUCUCGACCAAGAAAAGGAUCGGCAUCACGCUCAAUUCCCCCACCACAGCUACCCUCCGUUGAAGAGCUUACUGCAGGAGUUCCAGCAUUUGCUCCGCCUCCACCUUUUCCUCCUCCAAGGGAGGUCUAUCGAAUAGGCCGUCCAAUGGAUUUAAGCGGCACUCACAGUGGUCAUAUGGGCCCCAAUCUUGGCAUUCCCCCUCGUACCCUUCCAUAG